CCCCGCCCCGUCCGCCCCCGCGGGCCAUGGAGGGCUCGGCGCGGCGGGGGCUCGGCGCGGUUCUCGCUGUGCGUGUCCCCCGUGACCCCCCGCCCCGCUCCUUUGGGUCGUUUCCUCGUGGGUUCGGCAGAAAACAUGGAACAGGCCACAUGAAGAAGCGCACAGAGUUUAUUUUUGGGCAAGAUGUUCUUUGGAGGACCAAGUGCAGGUCCUUUCCAGGCCAUGGGAGAUGAAGCAUUAAUCACAUGAUAUUUUUGUUAAGUCAAGUGCUGUGCUAAGUCAAUGUUGAUUCGUGCUGAGGACAAACAUUAAUUCCUUAAAGUCAUCAUGUCGACCGUGGCAAGCGCUCAGACUCCGGAGGCACCGAGUCCUUCGCCCCUGGAAGAGAAGCCAAAGGGAAAAUCCCUGUUCCACCUGGGCUCCCUCUUUGCUCACAGGAGUGAGAAGUUUGUGAUAGCUCGCAGCGACAGUGUGCCCGAGGAGAACGUCCUCAAAAUCACCAUCACGGAGACCACGGUCAUCGAGUCCGACCUGGGCAUCUGGAACUCCCACGCUCUCAUCUACCUCACCUUGUGGUUCUUCUUCAGCUUUUGCACUCUUUUUCUUAACAAAUACAUCCUCUCCUUGCUGGAAGGAGAGCCCAGCAUGUUAGGUGCUGUUCAAAUGCUUUCAACCACCUUCAUUGGCUGUAUAAAAAUGUUUGUUCCCUGCUGUUUGUACCAGCACAAGACCCGCAUCUCUUACCCCCCCAAUUUCAUCAUGAUAAUGCUCUUUGUUGGAUUGAUGAGGUUUGCAACAGUUGUCCUGGGCCUUGUGAGCUUGAAGAACGUGGCAGUUUCCUUUGCAGAAACGGUGAAAAGCUCUGCUCCCAUUUUCACUGUCAUCAUGUCUCGGAUGAUUCUGGGGGAAUACACUGGAUUGCUGGUGAAUCUCUCCCUCAUCCCUGUGAUGGGAGGGCUGGCUCUGUGUACAGCCACUGAAAUCAGCUUCAACAUUCUGGGGUUCUCAGCAGCUUUAUCCACCAAUAUCAUGGACUGUUUGCAAAACGUCUUUUCCAAAAAACUUCUCAGCGGAGAUAAAUACAGAUUUUCAGCCCCAGAGCUUCAGUUCUACACAAGUGCUGCUGCAGUGGUUAUGCUUAUUCCAGCUUGGAUCUUUUUCAUGGAUGUGCCUGUGAUUGGGAAAAGUGGGAGAAGCUUCAGCUACAACCAGGAUAUUGUCAUACUUCUCUUGAUAGAUGGAGUCUUGUUCCACCUCCAAAGUGUUACAGCCUAUGCCUUGAUGGGAAAAAUUUCUCCUGUGACUUUCAGCGUUGCCAGCACUGUGAAACACGCCCUGUCCAUCUGGCUCAGCAUCAUCGUGUUUGGGAACAAGAUCACCAGCCUCUCGGCCAUCGGCACCGUCCUGGUGACCAUCGGGGUCCUGCUCUACAACAAAGCAAAGCAGCAUCAGCAGGAGACCCUGCACAACCUGGCCACCCCCCCACAGCCCACACAGGGUCCCACUGAGGACAAAGAGCCACUGAUUCCCAAGGAUUUGGAACCCUAUGAUUAAUAUGGCCAUUUGUUCUUCCGACCGAGUGUAACUCAAAGGAACUCAUCCCAAAGGGGGUUGUUGCUCCAGCUGCUGAUGCCGUUGGGUUCCUUGGAGUUCAGGUCGAGCCCGGGACCUGGAAGGAUCCAGCAAGCCUUGCUCCCCUUGAUCCCGGGACCUUCAGCAGGAAGGACCUGGGGAGGAUCCAGUAAGCCUUGAUGUACUGACCAACUGAUACCCCAGCCAGGACCUGGUGUCCUGGAACGUGCUAAACGUGGGCUUUAGUGUCUCUCCUUGACUGCAAAUAAUGACCGAGCCUGUAUUAGUGAAAGAACUUCAGUGGCUCGUGGGAAAGCAAUUCCUGCCUCCCUCCCCAUCAAAGUAAUGUGAAAACGUGGGCCCCUUGCUGUGUUCUGCUGGCAGUGGGAUGGAAUUGGGGCGUAACUGAAAUUCCCGGUUGUUACUCCACAUUUCCUGCAUUUUGGGCACCAAAACCUGCCAGAGCUCAAGGAGCGUUUGGACAACGCUCUCAGGGACAGGGUGGGAUUUUGGGGUGUCCUGUGCAGGGCCAGGAGUUGGAGUGAUGAUCCUUUCCAGCUCAGGAUAUUCUGUGAUUCGGAGAGGGAACCACCCCUCUCUCUCCCAUAAAAACUUACUCUGGUGUCUGUUUAGUUGGAGCAAACGCUGGGAAUGAGUCUGUGCCCCAGAGCAGUGGUGAGCAGCUAUUUCCAACGACAAAUCUACGGAUAAAAACUGAUUUUUCUCCUAAAAUUUCAUUCUGAUCAUGCAUUGACAAAACUGAAAUGCAAGUAUUCACACACACACAUAUGUGGAGUGGUGAAUUAAAUACUUACAGUUGCUUAGAGGUAAAAAACACUGAAAACUUCGGUGAUAAAGGAAGCAGGAGCUCCGUAUUUCUCUGAGAAACCAUUUUAAUUUCUUGCAUUUUAUUAUGCAUUUCUGUUAUGAGGAAAUAAGUGGGUGGGUUUUUGUAUUAUUUCUAAGAGCGCAACGAAACGCUGCCUUUUAGAAACUCAGGGUUAUGAUUCUGACCUGUGUGUAAAAGUAUUUGUGUAAUUUCUGAUUAUGUAAAUAAUCUGAGGUAUCUGGAACAGAGGUCACUGAAGGGAGGAACAUUAACCAUAAACUGAGGCAAAUCUUUAUUUCUGCUGCUCUUAAGUUUUCUUUUUUUUUUUUUAAAGGAGAUUCUGUUUUGUGGUAGGUCAAAGAUUAAAUCCUAACUUUCCUUUUUGAAGUUCUCAAGACUAGUAAUUAGUUUUGGCAAAAAAAGCACAAGUAGCUACAAAAGCAUUCAAAUGGACUUUUUGGGAACAUAACUAACAGUUCAAAUGAGCGGAUUUUAACACUUGCCACUCUUCUGGAAGACUGUAGCGUGGAUAUAGUGGUAAAAAUAAUUGCGAAUAGGAAGUUUCCAGUAGAGUUCCUGUGAAAUUUAGGCUCAUGGUUACAUUUCCACUUGUGAGGAAUUCCACUGGCUUUAGUGAGCUGUUCCUGCAGAGAGCAAAGAUGUGUCCAAGAGCCUCUCUGGAGCAGCUGUCCCUGUUUCAGUAGUUUGUGCUUGUUUGGUGCCAAUGCUCACUUCAGUUUGCAUUCCCACACCUGACUGGUUGCCUGGGGCAUAUUCCCCUAAAAAUGCCAGGUUUUCCUCAUUCUGUAUGUGAUGUGUCUGUGGUAUUUUGUUUCUUUUGUACUCUUGUCACUUUUAUAAAAGCUGUGGACUGUGGCGUGGAGCUCUGUGGGGUUUUUUUUUGUUUGUUUGUUUUCUGCCAAAUACACUGAGAUUUUUGAAAGUAUAACUA
Chiroxiphia lanceolata (lance-tailed manakin) is the source of this 3353-nucleotide messenger RNA. Its product is annotated as solute carrier family 35 member E2A-like. Gene Ontology annotation, molecular function: antiporter activity. The transcript is spliced from 9 exons. Gene Ontology annotation, cellular component: Golgi apparatus. Lineage: Eukaryota; Metazoa; Chordata; Aves; Passeriformes; Pipridae. The record is from RefSeq and is a predicted model, not a curated record. Bases 328 to 1554 code for a protein of 408 amino acids.